AUGGCCAUACCAACUAGCUGCUGCUUCAAUCUCUCUCCUCCACCUCCUAAUUCAAACAUUCCCUCCCUCCCUUUGAAGUCUGCUCAUGUGGCAUGGCCAAGAAAUGGAAGAUCUCGGACAAGUCAAUGUGUAUUAGGGGUAGCAUGCAUGAUAAUUGGUUUGGAAAUGGGUAAUUUAGUAGGUAUUGAAGAGCGUGCCAUUGCCGGAGACAUGAAUGUAGUGUUAGAAUCACAAGACAAGGUUCAACGAUGGAGUGACAAAAGAACUUGUGUACCAUGGCGAGUCAAUUCAUUGGAGACCAUCGUGCCAGAGAACCUUCCGCGGCCAUCGGCCCGCCGGAGAUGGGAGGCAGUUGGUUCUUCUAAGGUAGCACCCACAGUUGAAGCUACAACUACAGCUAGUACAAAGUGUUUUACUAUGUAAAC
Ilex paraguariensis (yerba mate) is the source of this 425-nucleotide messenger RNA. NCBI's taxonomy places the organism in Eukaryota, Viridiplantae, Streptophyta, Magnoliopsida, Aquifoliales, Aquifoliaceae. The record is from the annotation of a GenBank genome assembly.